GUUACUGCCAGGAGCAGAGAAGGAAGGAGAUGGCCGACUAGGAGGCAGUGUUAUCUUUGCUACUUCGUCUCCGAGAUUCCUUUGGCAUUACUCAGUUUCACAGCAGACUCGGGGGGAGGACGUUACAGACAUUUCACCCCUCUUCCACCAUGGCAGAACAAAACAGCAGCGUCAGAUACCAGGAGCUGGUGAAUGAGGAAGAGCCCGCCCAGCCUUCUCAGGAGGGUCCUGCCCAGGACGCCCCACCACCGUACAGCAGCAUCGCUGCAGCAAAUGCAGCUUUCUUUGAAUACAAGGAAGAUGGAGGAAGAUUUCCCAACCCUCCGUCCUACAGCGUUGCCACCACUUUGCCCUCCUAUGACGAAGCCGAGAGAAGCAAAGCAGAGGCUGCCAUCCCCCUGGUCGCUGGACGAGUCACGGAGGAAGACUUUGUGGCCAGAGAUGACUUUGAUGAUGCCGACCAGCUGCGAAUAGGAAAUGACGGCAUCUUCAUGCUCACUUUCUUCAUGGCAUUCCUCUUCAACUGGAUUGGCUUCUUCUUGUCGUUCUGUUUGACCACAUCAGCCGCCGGUCGAUAUGGGGCCAUCUCAGGCUUUGGCCUGUCACUCAUCAAAUGGGUUCUUAUUGUCAGGUUUUCGACCUAUUUCCCUGGUUACUUUGAUGGGCAGUAUUGGUUGUGGUGGGUGUUCCUGGCACUCGGCUUUAUGCUGUUUAUCAGAGGCUUUGUGAACUACUCCAGAGUGCGUAAAUUGGCCGAUCCCACUUACGCCACCCUCCCUCGAACAAGGGUACUCUUCAUCUAUUAGAGGAUGAGGAAGAGCUGGAUGUGAAGAAGAGGAGUUUAAAAUAAAAGUGAAGACACUUAACGAAGAAAUCAGCCAGAUGAGUUCCAGAUGAAGACGACUCGAGUCAAUUAAAAAAAAAAUAAUCAGGAAUUAUAUCACUUGUUUUCUUUUGUUUUGAAACUUUAUUAAUGGCAAAUGGUAAACAGUAAUAGUCCCUCAGUGUACUCAUUAGUGGCGAAUGUUAAGUGCUAUUUACAUCUGUCUGUAAUGUAUAAGUAAUGCCUUAUAUCAUUUGAUGGUAGCAUACGAGCAUGCAUCUGCCCUUAAGGUCAAUAAAUAGGGAGAGUCUCAUGUUGGUGACACUUAAAGCCAGCAGGUAUUAAUUAGCGUAACACUCUGUAGACUUGCCAUAGCAUGCAACACACUUUAUAAUCUGCACUUCAAGGUUCUAUUACGCUCUCUUUAGAUACACUUAAAAAACUGCAAACUUUCUUUAGACUGUAAAUGCUAAUGUACACAUGACCACAUCCGCCACUCACCUGUUGGCUUUCAGCGGUGUUGCCAGGAGGGGACAGUGUUGUCUGCAGCUGUUAGAAACUGUCAUCAUAGAACAUACCUGCUUGUGAUUCAGACACAGCAAAAAGUCAUCCAUGAUUUUGCCUGUUUAAAUGUUUUGUUGUGCAUUAAAUCUGGUAAAACUCCAACCUGGGAAGAGAAUUCAAGUUACACAUGUGAUCUUAGAAGAGAAGAUGGGCAGCAGCCUGAUGGGCUCAAAUGUCUAGUAAGGAACCCUGGAGCUGCUCUGACAGUUGAAAGGAUGUUAAAUUUUGUUUGUUUGUUUGUUUUGGCACUGGCAAGCAACUAAGAGGAUUUUUUUUUAAUUUAUGGGCAUAUGAGCACAUUUUCUGGUCCAUGUCCUCACAAAACUCAAUUAGAUGUAACAGUGUGACCUCUGAGUGACUCCUCAGAGAGGCAGUGGGCUCCACAUCCACUCACUGUCAGAGGAACAGCUCUGCCAGGAUCUCAGAGCAUAAAAAUGAACUUGUAUUUGAUUUCCAGGUGGGUUUUUGCCUUAAGAUUUAAUUGAUGAUUAUUUCUUAAUUCUUCAUAUUAUGUAAGAAGUUUGCUCUCUUGUGGGUAUUAAUUAUUAUCAAAGAAUGUUUAAUGCAGGUGCACUUUUAGACACAAUAAGGACGUUCCCAUCAUUAGAUUAAGUCAGACACAUAAAACAGGUGGUGCAGGAUGUUUUCUAAUGACGCUUGAAUCAUCAGUUCAUAACUUCUGCCAUGGCUUUCAUUACAGACCAGUUAUGCUUCUUUCAGUGUGGUGUAGAGCUGCAGCCUGGGGUUUUUGUUGUUAUCAAAUUGUACAGAAACUGUUUAGUGUUAAAUAAAUGUCACUUUAAAUGCA
Archocentrus centrarchus (flier cichlid) is the source of this 2195-nucleotide messenger RNA. It is a transcript of the gene ndfip1, whose product is annotated as Nedd4 family interacting protein 1. Gene Ontology annotation, cellular component: endoplasmic reticulum; Golgi apparatus; perinuclear region of cytoplasm. Lineage: Eukaryota; Metazoa; Chordata; Actinopteri; Cichliformes; Cichlidae. Gene Ontology annotation, molecular function: WW domain binding. Bases 150 to 806 code for a protein of 218 amino acids. Gene Ontology annotation, biological process: metal ion transport; positive regulation of protein ubiquitination; vacuolar transport. The record is from RefSeq and is a predicted model, not a curated record. The transcript is spliced from 8 exons.